Messenger RNA from Eremomyces bilateralis CBS 781.70, 2002 nucleotides. RefSeq names its product DEAD-domain-containing protein. Gene Ontology annotation, biological process: P-body assembly; cytoplasmic stress granule assembly. NCBI's taxonomy places the organism in Eukaryota, Fungi, Ascomycota, Dothideomycetes, Eremomycetales, Eremomycetaceae. Gene Ontology annotation, molecular function: ATP binding; mRNA binding. Gene Ontology annotation, cellular component: P-body; cytoplasmic stress granule. The coding region runs from base 401 to 1825 and encodes 474 amino acids. The record is from RefSeq and is a predicted model, not a curated record. The transcript is spliced from 2 exons.
CUCUCUACUGAAAAGAACAUCCAGUCGCUAUUGAGACGAAGCGUCUCAAGCCUUCACCAUGUCAGCCGACCUUGCCUCUGCCAUGCAGAAGGCCAACUUAAAGUGAGAGCUGUCGUGGCAUACGAGAGAUACGUGGAAACUGACAUAUCAGCUCAAAUUCAUCCUCUCCGGGGACAAUACAACAAGGAUCAUCCGAUGUGUCGAAUCUCUCAGCUGCCACAGCCGCGAAAGGUUCCGAUUGGAAAUCGGGACUCAAAGCGCCGGCGAAAGACACCCGACAUCAGACUGAGGUGUGAACGAUCAACCCGAUCUGAUUGGAAUUCGUACUGAUCCAAGCCUACAGGAUGUCACCGCCACCAAAGGCCUAGAUUUUGAGGACUUUUACAUCAAACGCGAACUCAUGAUGGGAAUUUUCGAAGCAGGGUUCGAGAAGCCCUCUCCCAUCCAGGAAGAAGCGAUCCCCGUCGCCCUGACGGGCCGCGAUAUCCUCGCUCGCGCCAAGAACGGGACCGGCAAGACGGCCGCCUACGUGAUCCCGACGCUCGAAAAAAUCAACCCUAAGAACUCCAAGACGCAAGCUCUGAUCCUCGUCCCCACGCGAGAACUCGCGCUACAAACCUCACAGGUGUGCAAGACGCUUGGGAAGCAUUUGGGGAUCAAUGUCAUGGUCAGCACUGGUGGAACGGGCUUGCGGGACGAUAUCAUUCGUCUUAGCGAGCCGGUGCAUAUUAUUGUGGGAACACCGGGAAGAAUCUUGGAUCUUUCUGGGAAGGGCGUAGCAGACCUCUCGGGCUGUCAGACCUUCGUAAUGGAUGAAGCGGAUAAGCUGUUGUCCCCGGAGUUUACUCCUGUCAUUGAGCAGUUGCUUGCAUUUUGUCCGAAGGAGCGCCAGACGAUGCUGUUCAGCGCUACCUUCCCUCUUGUGGUCAAGUCCUUCAAGGAGAAAUUCAUGAACACCCCGUACGAGAUUAACCUGAUGGAUGAACUCACCCUUCGCGGUAUCACCCAAUACUACGCGUUCGUCGAAGAAAAAGACAAAGUCCGCUGCCUCAACACCCUUUUCAGCAAACUCCAAAUCAACCAGUCCAUAAUCUUCUGCAACUCCACCAACCGUGUCGAGCUCCUCGCCAAGAAAAUCACGGAGUUGGGCUAUUCCUGCUUCUACUCACACGCCCGCAUGCUACAACACAACCGAAACCGAGUGUUCCACGAUUUCCGCAACGGCGUCUGCCGCAAUCUCGUCUGUUCCGACCUCCUCACCCGUGGUAUCGACAUCCAAGCCGUCAACGUCGUCAUCAACUUCGACUUCCCCAAGAACGCCGAGACCUACCUCCACCGCAUCGGUCGCUCCGGUCGUUUCGGCCACCUGGGUCUGGCGAUCAACUUGAUCAGCUGGGACGACCGCUUCAACCUGUACCGCAUCGAGCAAGAACUCGGUACCGAGAUUCAGCCGAUCCCGCAGGUCAUCGAGAAGCGCCUGUAUGUCUACGAGACUCCCGACACCGUGCCCCGUCCCAUCUCCAACGCGCCCGACAACCGGCCGCGUGCUCCGGAAAAUGGCAAGGAGAAUCAGGGCCAACUGCCGCGACAGCCCGGUGGAUAUAACACUAGCUACUACCGAGGACGGGGCGGUGGGAAUAUGCGGGGUGGUCGUGGAGGCGGCCAACAGAGGCAUAAUGGCUUCUCGGGCCCUCCAAGGCAGCAGCAGCCGCAGCAGCAGCACCCUCAGCAACACCCGCAGCAACACUCGCAGCAACACCCGCAGCAACACCCGCAGCAACACCCGCAGCAACACCCGCAGCAGCGAGUGACUCCUCAGGCUUAGACGUUUGAUGGCGCGCUCCCGUUAUUGCCGGCAUUUCCUAGCUUUCAUUUACGUUAGUUCGUUUCCUUUUUCGAUCGAUGAGCAUGGACUGUAUAGACGACCAUGACCCCGAGUUUUCCUUUUCCUCUUUUCCUUUCCCCGCGGCAACUGGGCGCCGGGCGGUAUUCUCGUGACAUU